This is a messenger RNA of Penicillium cataractarum, 975 nucleotides long. RefSeq names its product Mrp/NBP35 family ATP-binding protein. Bases 1 to 975 code for a protein of 324 amino acids. Gene Ontology annotation, molecular function: 4 iron, 4 sulfur cluster binding; ATP binding; ATP-dependent FeS chaperone activity. The transcript is spliced from 4 exons. Lineage: Eukaryota; Fungi; Ascomycota; Eurotiomycetes; Eurotiales; Aspergillaceae. Gene Ontology annotation, cellular component: mitochondrion. The record is from RefSeq and is a predicted model, not a curated record. Gene Ontology annotation, biological process: mitochondrial respiratory chain complex I assembly; iron-sulfur cluster assembly.
AUGACAAUCUGCCGGAGGAUGUUCUCGACCUCCCGGUCCAUCCUCAGCCAUGACAAUCCUCUGGGCUUGCCUCGUUCCGGUACUCCCCCGUCCUUUCCCCGUCGUCGUGGCCUGCCUCAGAAGCGCACGAUCCGAGAUGUCAAGAAAGUGGUGGCUGUUUCCUCUGCCAAGGGGGGUGUGGGUAAAUCAACGGUUGCGGUAAACCUUGCCCUUGCCUUUGCUCGCCGAGGUAUCAAGACUGGAAUCCUUGAUACCGAUAUCUUUGGCCCGUCUAUUCCAACUCUACUCAAUCUGUCUGGCGAGCCUCGUCUCGACGAAAAUAACUGCCUCGUCCCCCUUACAAACUACGGCCUCAAGUCCAUGUCAAUGGGCUACCUCCUCCCUCAAACACAAUCCGAUAGCCCGACUGGCGAAGUACCCAUGGAUACAACCCCGAUCACCUGGCGUGGCCUCAUGGUUACGAAAGCCAUGCACCAGCUCCUACACUCAGUCUCCUGGGGUCCACUCGAUGUCCUCGUUCUGGACCUUCCACCUGGAACUGGCGACGUCCAACUCACUAUCAACCAAGAAGUCAUCAUCGACGGCGCUGUUAUCGUAACGACCCCUCAAGACAUUGCGCUCCGUGAUGCAGUUCGUGGUUUCGGCAUGUUCCAGCGCAUGGACGUCCCCGUCCUCGGUAUGGUCCGCAACAUGGCCUACUUCGCAUGCCCGAAUUGUGGUCACCAAACUCGAAUCUUCUCACACGGAGAAGGACAUCAGUCACAUUGUGAAGAUCAUGGCGUGGUUGCAGAGUGCAAGCGACUCGGCGUUGACUUCCUUGGCGACAUUCCCCUCGAUGCACAAGUGUGCGAAGAUGCAGACCGUGGAAAGCCCACUAUGGUCGCAGAGGAGAACGUCGAAAAGAGUGUCCGACGCCAGGCUUUCCUUGACGUUGCUGAACAGGUGGCCAACAAGAUUGGCUUGGACUGGCACUAA